CCUGACGCUACCACAAUCAUAUCCACCAUGAAGACACUGGUAAUAGCACUGUUGUUUGCCUUCGUAACGGCAGAACAGAAACGUGAAGCUGAACCUGGCUUUGGCAUCGGCCAUCCAUUUAUUCGUCCAUAUGGUAUUGGAUACGGCUUCAGCUCAGCCGUGAGUCACCAUCCAUACGGCAGUCAUUCCUCCGUCCACUCCUAUAAUCACCUUAUCAAGAAACGUGAAGCUGAACCUGGCUUUGGCAUCGGCCAUCCAUUUAUUCGUCCAUAUGGUAUUGGAUACGGCUUCAGCUCAGCCGUGAGUCACCAUCCAUACGGCAGUCAUUCCUCCGUCCACUCCUAUAAUCACCUUAUCAAGAAACGUGAAGCUGAACCUGGCUUUGGCAUUGGCCAUCCUUUCAUUCGUCCGUAUGGAAUUGGAUACGGCUACAGCUCAGCCGUGAGUCACCAUCCAUACGGUAGUCAUUCCUCCGUCCACUCCUAUAAUCACCUUAUCAAGAAACGUGAGGCUGAAGCUGAAGCUGACCCUAGCUUCCCUGGAGCAGUCCAUGGUUACGCUUCUAUUCAGUAUCCAGGAUACAGUCUUGGUUCCCAGUACAGCCAUGCUUCCCUUCCUGUACAUUAUGGCUUUUACUGAAGCUGCAUUCCCAACAUACGGGGGUUAGUGUCACCUCAGUUAUUCGAUCCUUUCUGUAAUUAUCUGGCAUUGAUGAUAUUCCCAAAAUUUCUAUUUCAGCAUUAAAAUAGCAUGCAUUUC
Messenger RNA from Penaeus indicus, 759 nucleotides. RefSeq lists its product as uncharacterized. The record is from RefSeq and is a predicted model, not a curated record. The coding region runs from base 28 to 639 and encodes 203 amino acids. The transcript is spliced from 2 exons. Lineage: Eukaryota; Metazoa; Arthropoda; Malacostraca; Decapoda; Penaeidae.